This is a messenger RNA of Ipomoea nil (Japanese morning glory), 1134 nucleotides long. Its product is annotated as peroxidase P7-like. The record is from RefSeq and is a predicted model, not a curated record. Gene Ontology annotation, molecular function: heme binding; peroxidase activity. Bases 1 to 993 code for a protein of 330 amino acids. The transcript is spliced from 4 exons. Lineage: Eukaryota; Viridiplantae; Streptophyta; Magnoliopsida; Solanales; Convolvulaceae. Gene Ontology annotation, biological process: hydrogen peroxide catabolic process; response to oxidative stress.
AUGGAUACGCAAGCAACCUCACAGAUCGAAGUGGCAUCUUUUACCUUCUUUUUUCUUCACGCUUUGCUCUUGCUUUCUCUUGCAACCGUAACGUUCUCACAUGAUCUCUCUCCUUCCUUCUACAAUCAUGUCUGCCCUCAAGCUUUGCCCACCAUUAGAAGGGUUGUCGAGGAUGCUAUAAAGCAAGAACGACGAAUGGGUGGCUCUUUGUUACGUCUACAUUUUCACGAUUGUUUCGUUAAUGGUUGUGAUGCUUCAAUUCUGCUAGACUCUACGCCUACCAUUGACAGUGAAAAGAAUGCACUUGCCAACAAUAAUUCUGCUCAAGGGUUCGAAGUCAUUGAUAGAAUCAAGUCGGAAGUUGAUAGAGUCUGUGGUCGCCCAGUAGUCUCUUGUGCUGACAUUUUGGCUGUGGCUGCUCGUGAUUCUGUAGUUGCGUUAGGAGGACCAACAUGGGAGGUGAAACUAGGAAGGAGGGACUCUACUACAGCAAGCAAAGACACAGCAAACAAUAAUCUUCCAAACCCAUUUAUGGACUUAUCUCAAUUGACAGACAAUUUCAAGAAUCAAGGUUUGAAUACUAAGGAUCUGGUUGCACUUUCGGGCGGUCACACCUUAGGAUUUGCUCAGUGCUUUACAUUUCGGCAGCGCAUCUACGGGGAUAAAGACAUUGAUUCUAAGUUUGCAAGGCAACGGCAAGCGAAUUGCCCUAUGAAUGGGGGAAACUCGAGCCUGGCUUCUCUUGACCCAACUCCUGCUUAUUUCGACGCCAAGUAUUUCAAGAACUUGGUGAAAAAGAAAGGGCUGUUGGUGUCUGAUCAAGCAUUGUUUACUGGUGGCCAAACUGAUGAUCUUGUUCGGUUGUAUAGCAGAAAUCAUGGUGCUUUCUCCAAUGACUUUGCUAAGUCCAUGAUUAAAAUGGGGGAUAUUAAACCAUUGACAGGAAACAUUGGUCAAAUUCGAGUGAACUGCAGAAGGGUGAACUACUACUGAUGAACAAUUCUUUCAUUCUUUUCUUGUUAAAUUAAUUGAUUAUACAAUUGUUUUUGUAUGUACUUGGUUGAUUCAUUUAUUUUUUAUUCCUUUUACUUUUUUUGAGGCUUAAUUGUUUCAAUGAAAAUAUACAAAUGUAAA